CCGACAUUUACAAUAGCUGCUUAUGGCUAAAGUUAUUUUCUUUCAAAGAUGCGUAUUAUUUCCCCAUCCUUCACUAUCAACUGCUACAAAUCACUACACCAUUCACUAAAACCUCUCCCCAAAACCAUUUCUUCUUCAUAUUGUAUAAUCUCUUGCUCUAAAUUACCUCACUACAAAACCAAACUUGACAAAUCCCAUUUCAAAUGGAGAACAAAUCACAUUUUAGUCCAAAGCAAUCCAUUACUUUCCCUUUUAGAAACCAAAUGCAAAUACAUGACUCAACUCAAACAAAUCCAAUCUCAAAUGAUUCUCACAGGCAUUUUCUCAAAUGGGUUUAGUGCAAGUCGUUUAAUUGCCUUUUGUGCCCUUUCAGAAAAGGGUAAUCUUGAUUAUUGUAAAAAAAUAUUGUAUAAUAUGGAAAACCCAAAUACAUUUUCUUGGAAUAUGGUUAUAAGGGGUUUUACUGAAAGUGAAAAAAACACUGAAGAUGCAAUCUUUUUGUAUAAACAGAUGGUUAUAACAUCAAUAAAGCCUGAUAAUCAUACUUUUCCUUUGUUAUUUAAGAUAUGUUCAAGAUUGGAUUUUUAUUAUAUGGGUCAAGAGAUUAUUGUGCAUGUUUUGAGGAUUGGUUAUGAUAAAGAUGUGUUUGUGCAUAAUUCAAUGAUUCAUUUUUUGGUUUCUUGUGGAUUGUUGGAGGAUGCAAAUAAGGUGUUUUAUGAGAGUUCUGUGAGGGACUUGGUUUCUUGGAAUUCACUGAUUAAUGGUUAUGUUAGGAGUGGGAGACCGAGGGAAGCAUUGAAUGUAUUUGAGAAGAUGAAAAUGGCGUCCGUGGAGCCUGAUGAAGUCACUAUCAUCGGGAUGGUAGGGGCGUGUGCUCAGCUCGAGAAUUUGGAGCUCGGGAGAAAUUUGCAUAGAUACUUUAUGGACAAGUGUUUGUGUUUUAGCGUACCGCUUUGCAAUGCACUGAUGGACAUGUAUAUGAAGAAUGGGAGUCUAAAUGAAGCAAAGGCUUUGUUUGAGAGUAUGGAUGAGAGGAGUGUGGUAAGUUGGACCACGAUGAUUAAUGGAUUUGCUAAAUUUGGACUUUUGAAUGAAGCGAGGAGUCUUUUCAAUGAGAUGCCAGAGAAACGUAUUGUACAGUGGAAUGCCUUGAUUGGAGGUUAUGUCCAAGCUAAGCGUGUUAAAGAGGCACUGGUUUUGUUUCAAGAAAUGCAAACCAUGAAUGUAAAACCUGAUGAAGUUACAAUGGUUAGUUGUCUAUCAGCUUGUGCACAACUUGGAGCACUUGAUCUUGGGGUUUGGAUCCACCACUACGUCAAAAAACAUAACCUUUCUUUAACUGUUUCCCUGGGAACUGCACUUGUUGAUAUGUAUGCCAAAUGUGGAAACAUUGAAAAGGCACUCCAGGUUUUUCACGAGAUGCCUGUCAGAAACUCAUUGACUUGGACGGCCGCAAUUGGUGCCUUAGCGCAUAAUGGAAAUGGACAUGACGCUCUAUCGUAUUUUUCAAAGAUGGUUGACAGUGGCUUGAGACCAGAUGAUGUCACAUUUCUUGGGGUCUUGUCAGCUUGUUGUCAUGGAGGUUUGGUUGAAGAGGGGCGAAAGAUUUUUGCUCAAAUGAGCGCCAAGUUCAAAAUUCCUCCUAAAUCUAAACAUUACUCUUGCAUGGUGGACCUUUUGGGUCGGGCAGGACUCCUGGAAGAAGCUUAUGAGCUUGUCCAGAUAGUGCCAAUGGAGGCUGAUGCUUCAGUUUGGGGAGCAUUGUUUUUCGCUUGUCGAGUUCAUGGGAACAUUGAGAUUGGGGAAAAGGCAGCUCUGAAACUUCUUGAAUUGGAUCCUGAUGAUACUGGAACUUAUGUCUUACUUGCUAACAUGUAUGUUGAAGCAAAUAUGCAGCAUAAGGCACGAGAUGUGAGGAAGAUGAUGGGUGAAAGAGGAUUAGAAAAAACACCUGGUUGCAGCUCCAUUGAAGUAAAUGGAAAUCUGUGCGAGUUUAUUGUUAGAGACAAGACACAUCCUCAGUCCGAUCAGAUUUAUGAAUGUCUGGUUCACUUAACAGGACACAUGGGAAUAGUUAAACAUUUUCCAUAUAUCAGAUAUGACCUGUUAUUUGAUUCUGAUGUUUACGGCGCAAUAUAAGAAAAUCUGGUUGGUCAGUCACCAAACCUAUGUAACCCUGCUAAAGAUGUUCCAAUGGUUAGGAGGGCAGGAGUUGAGUUGCAAUCUUAAGCCCAUGGGAACGACUUAAAAGCACUCCUCUGUUCGGCUGAG
Lycium ferocissimum is the source of this 2271-nucleotide messenger RNA. RefSeq names its product pentatricopeptide repeat-containing protein At2g22410, mitochondrial. The record is from RefSeq and is a predicted model, not a curated record. Gene Ontology annotation, biological process: RNA modification. Gene Ontology annotation, molecular function: protein binding; RNA binding. Lineage: Eukaryota; Viridiplantae; Streptophyta; Magnoliopsida; Solanales; Solanaceae. The transcript has a single exon. Bases 49 to 2139 code for a protein of 696 amino acids.